Camelus dromedarius (Arabian camel) is the source of this 3364-nucleotide messenger RNA. RefSeq names its product inhibitor of growth family member 2 (gene ING2). The record is from RefSeq and is a predicted model, not a curated record. Gene Ontology annotation, biological process: positive regulation of DNA-templated transcription. Bases 493 to 1335 code for a protein of 280 amino acids. The transcript has 2 exons. Gene Ontology annotation, cellular component: nucleus. NCBI's taxonomy places the organism in Eukaryota, Metazoa, Chordata, Mammalia, Artiodactyla, Camelidae.
CGCAGGCGCAGAGGCGGCCGCCGCCGGAGGGGCGGGGGCAGGCCAGUGAGAGACUCUCCGACAGGCACGGAGGGUGAUUGGGAGGAGAGGGGGGCAGCGAGAGGCUUGUCAUGGGGAUCCGAGCUGCGAGACGGCAUUGGUAGCAUCUGAGGACUCCGAAGGGGACAGGAAGUGUCAACGCCCGGGACCCCGACGCCAGCUCCGCUGGGGGGAUCCCCGCUGCUCUAGUCCUGGGGAGGGAGGGGGAAAAGGAGGGAGCCCUGAUCUCGCCCCGCCCCUGGGCUUGUUACCGCGGGGGCGGGGAGUGAAGGCUUCUUUUGGGGGGAGUGGAGAUCGGGGGACUCGGCUGUGCCCUCCUGAGCGGCUGCCGGUGUCCCCGCGGCGCCGGGCUGCGGAGCAGAGGAGCCGCGGAGGCCGUGACUGUUGCAUGUGUGGCUGCUGGAUGCGGAGGCGGCGGCGGCGGCGGCGGCGAGGAGCAGCAGCGGCGGCAGGAUGUUAGGGCAGCAGCAGCAGCAACUAUACUCGUCGGCCGCGCUCCUGACCGGGGAGCGGAGCCGGCUCCUCACCUGCUACGUGCAGGACUACCUCGAGUGUGUGGAGUCGCUGCCCCACGACAUGCAGAGGAACGUGUCCGUGCUGCGAGAGCUGGACAACAAAUAUCAAGAAACAUUAAAGGAAAUUGAUGAUGUCUAUGAAAAAUAUAAGAAAGAAGACGAUUCAAACCAGAAAAAACGCCUCCAGCAGCAUCUCCAGAGAGCAUUAAUCAAUAGUCAAGAAUUGGGAGAUGAAAAAAUCCAGAUCGUCACGCAAAUGCUCGAAUUGGUGGAAAAUCGGGCAAGACAGAUGGAGCUGCAUUCACAGUGUUUCCAAGACCCCGCCGAAGGCGAACGAGCCUCAGAUAAAGCAAAGAUGGAGUCCAGCCAACCAGAGCGCUCUUCGAGAAGACCCCGCCGACAGCGGACCAGUGAGAGCCGUGACUUGUGUCACAUGACGAAUGGGAUUGAAGACUGUGACGACCAGCCACCUAAAGAAAAGAAAUCCAAGUCAGCCAAGAAGAAGAAGCGCUCCAAGGCCAAGCAGGAGAGGGAAGCUUCACCUGUUGAGUUUGCAAUAGAUCCCAAUGAACCUACAUAUUGUUUAUGUAACCAAGUGUCUUACGGGGAAAUGAUUGGAUGUGACAAUGAACAGUGUCCAAUUGAAUGGUUUCACUUUUCAUGUGUUUCACUUACCUAUAAACCAAAGGGGAAAUGGUACUGCCCAAAGUGCAGGGGAGAUAAUGAGAAAACGAUGGACAAAAGUACUGAAAAGACAAAAAAGGAUAGAAGAUCGAGGUAGUAAAGGCCAUGCACAUUUUAAAGGGUUAUUUGUCUUUUAUAUAAUUCUUUCAGAUUUACUUUGAGAAAAUGUUUUAGGGUAAAUGCAUAAGACUAUGCAAUAAUUUUUAAUCAUUAGUAUUAAUGGUGUAUUAAAAGUUGUUGUACUUUGUCUGUGACCUUAAUUUUCUGCACUGAGUUACCAAAUACUUUAAAGCAGGUAGUCUUCAGAUCACUUGAUGGAAGAAGCAGGGGAUAGGGAAGGGUGGCGUGAACAUGAUAAAAACUUCACAAACCAUGCCUAUUUCAUUUUCACUGAAAACUGCAAUGCUGAUUUUGGGGUAAACACCAAAGUUUUGCUAGCAUUUUUGUUCUAUGUGCUUGAAAAAAUUUAGAUAUAGCUGGAGUUCUCUGCAAGCAUUUAGAUUAUCUUGGGUAAUUUUAAAAAGGAACAUACAUCACUCAGAGCUUCUUUCUCCCUGGCCCCAUUUCUACAUACAUGUGUUCAUCUCUAGUCUUCCAAGAAUUUAAGGAACUAGAGAUAAGAAUAAUUUGGGAUUCCAUGUGGAAUAAUGUGCUCUUAUUAGAGUAUUUGCUGCUGUAUUUUCCUUAGUAGCAUUUUGAUACACUGGCAGUAGCCCAUUUAUAAAGGCCUGGCUGCUGCUUCAUAGCUACAUUUAAUCUAGUGCUUAAUAAGGGAGUCGUUUUGUUUUAAUUGGGACAAGUAGGAGCAGUUAAGACUACCAAAAAUGCCGCCAUUGGCUUAGAUUGGCAAAAUUUGGGUUAUGCAGUAUCAUGGUUCAAGGUUGAGCGAUUUAAAAAAUGCAUCUUAUUUAAUAGUGUCAUGUUGACCCACUGCUGGCUGCCUACCCAUUGGCCUGUCAGCGGGAAAAGAGCACAUACUAGUCUUUAAAUACCGCCUUUAUAUCAAACAGUAGUUUAAACAGUUCUGCGAGUGGCUGUAAUUCAUUUCUGUCCCAAUCAGUGAUUAUAUAUUAUUUUAAGUAAUAGUGUAUUUACUUUCUUAACUUCCUGGUACUGGUGCUGUUUGUCUUCACGUUUAAUGAACCAAUUUCAUUAUCACAAUGCAAUUAAUAAUGUAUUUGUAAAUUGAAUUUUCCAAGAUUGGAAUAUUUUAAGGGUAAGCAGCUUGAUGGAUAUAUGUCCAUAUAUUUGGAGAAUUUUUCCGUUUUUCAGGGGUGGGGGGGAGCGGAUUAACUAGUCCUUAAAAUCUAUGUGUAACAUACUUUUUAUUCCUCAUUUCUUCCUAAUCUAAUGAUCUUCAUUCUUUUUGAUUAAUCUGUGAAAAAUCCUGUCUGCUUGUUUGAAAAAAAAAAAGAAAAAAAAUGUUUUUUUCUCUUCUUGCUCUCCUGUGUGAGUUUUAGGCAUGUUAUUUCACCCCAUCUCGGUGUCAGGCCCUUUUUCUGUAGUAUACAGUUGGCUUAGCUUUCUCCAAGGUUCUUUCCAAAUCUGCAGUGUUUACACUGUAGUGAGGAUUUUAAUAAUCAAAUUUUUUGAUUUUGGUUUUCUCUCAUUAAUUUUGUCCUUCAUUCUGAGGUAUGAAGACAGUUUAAAGGCAAGCUUAGAGGCAGGUAAUUGCACAAUAUUUGAUUAGCUUCCAUCCUAAGGAUAUUUUGACUGAUGACCAGAGUUGAUUAUAUUAUCUCUAAAGCAAGAAAUACUGAGUUGUGAAGAAAUCCUUUUCUCUCUUGAGAAUACAGCAUUUUGUCUUAGUGAUUAUAUUCUUGUUACCAGGAUAGAGCUGUUUACCUGAUACCGUUAAAAAUAUCAGUAUGUGCAAAGCCCCCAAAGCUUUCAGAUGAGACUUACAUAGAGGUUGGCACCUUCGUACAUAAAUCUGCCUCAGCACAUGGGGAAAAAAAUGAACCUACCAAUAGAAGUCCCCAAAUUUGGACUAGGCUUGACAGGAAAACAAACAUGGAACAUCCUGAAAGAUGUGUUCUCUUUAAGACCUAAUGUUUGAAACAGUUUAAGAAUUACUUUUUGUUUUCUGUACCACAUAGGAAAUAGAAGUUUUACGUUUGCAUAAA